Molecule: messenger RNA, 1014 nt
Organism: Xenia sp. Carnegie-2017
Lineage: Eukaryota; Metazoa; Cnidaria; Anthozoa; Malacalcyonacea; Xeniidae
Product: proline dehydrogenase 1, mitochondrial-like
Exons: 9
Coding region: 1-1014 (337 amino acids)
Cellular component (GO): mitochondrion
Molecular function (GO): proline dehydrogenase activity; FAD binding; calcium ion binding
Source: RefSeq, a predicted model, not a curated record
AUGGCAAGCAAGUGUGCCGAGGGACGAAUCAUGAACAGAAGAAUUGCCAGAGACUCUUUCUUUGAUGGACUUCUAAAAAUUGGAGUAAGAUUUAGCAUCAGCAUGGUGACGUUGACGGAAAAGGAGGCUGACGCAAUUUUUGAUAUGAUCGACAUUAACAAAUCUAGUGACAUUGACAUCAUUGAAUGGAGUCAGUUUCUUACUCCACAAUUGGAACUAACGAAGUUAUUCCAAGCUAGUCCAAAAGGAAGUUCUCGCAAAGCUGUUAUCUCCGUUCUGAAUGAUCGCGAGUUGGAACAAAUGGACAACAUGCGUAAAAGACUACAUACAUUAGCUAAGAGAGCGAUGGAACAAAACGUAAGAUUGAUGGUUGAUGCUGAACAGACGUAUUUUCAACCAGCCAUCAGUCGGCUGACACUUGACAUGCAGCGUUUGUACAACAAAGAGAAACCAAUCAUCUUGAAUACUUAUCAAUGUUACCUAAAGGACUCGUAUAACUGUGUGGAAACAGACAUGGAAUUGGCUCGAAGGGAACGCUUCAAAUUCGGUGCGAAAGUCGUUCGGGGGGCGUACAUGGAGCAAGAAAGAGCCCGCGCUCAGGAGAUGAAUUACGAGGACCCAAUACAUCCAGAUUACGAAGUUACCUGCGAAAAUUAUGACAGAGUCGUGAACUUAAUUUUAAAUGAAGUUAAAAGAUCAGGAGCUAAUUUGGUUGUCGCCAGCCACAACGAGGAGUCGGUCAGGAAUACAUUACAAAGGAUGAAGGAAUUGUCUAUUCUACAUGGAGAGGGGACUGUCUACUUCGCUCAAUUAUUGGGGAUGUGUGAUCAAGUGUCAUUUAUGUUAGGUCGACAUGGUUGUAAUGUAUAUAAGUACGUGCCAUAUGGUUCGGUUUCCGAUGUCCUUCCUUACUUAUCACGACGAGCGGCCGAAAACCGUGGUCUUCUUGAUGGCGUCUUCAAAGAACGCAGUCUGUUAUGGAGUGAACUCAAACGACGUUUCCGCGAAGGAUAA